CAUCGUUUCCAGUUACGCUCAUGUUUCUGGUUCCUUCCUCCGAGAUGUACUCUGUUACUUUCAACAUCAACACAUGAUCGAAUGGAGAGUAGAGAAGGUUCAGAGAAUUAGGUCUUCCUAAUUCUCUGAAUACGAGACGUUGAACAAUUCAAAGAACAUGUGCGAGUGUUGUACGCUCAUACAUCUAAUCGACUCCGCUGCAAAUUUUGGGAUCGGCCUGUCACUAUUACAAGGAUAGUAAGCUUUCAUGGCGAAACUGCUCUGCGUGUAUCCACCAGUCUGUGCUGCUCAUCCUCGGGCAACCCUCGUUCGUCGUCAGAGCGCUCAAAGAUGUCGAUGGCGUAAACGAAUUCAUUUGCUUUCGAGACGAUGUAUCGAGGUUACGGUCUGCCUAAUUAGUUCAAAGAGGCGUCCUGGGAUUGUCGGGAACUCCCUUCGAAUUAUUCUAAGAAGCAUGCCGCAAUCAUGAAUUUAGGACAGUGGGAUAGGCAUAGGCCUUAGUUUCUGAUGAGCUUUACAAUGCGUAGAUCGCCAGAGUACCUUAUGACUGUAGAAAGGAUUCUGGUCGUUGAGAACUGGCUACACUCCCGAUUAGUCAUUUGCUCAUGCUGUGAAGUAACUCCAAGGAGCUGAAUGAUUUGCAGAAAAUGGUCUAUGACAUGGAGCCAAUCACGGCGUAGAAGCUUUUCCAAAUGCUAUAUCAGAAAAACGCUGACAUUGCUAAUUGGAUUUGAGGUGAAGUCAAGGAGCAUACAAACUUUCUUGGUGGGCAGAUGUUCUCCUUAUGAUCCCUCUUCCACGAAGAAGAGGGUUACAUAAGAAAUCUGAGAUAGGCACUGCACAGGUAGCUAACCAACAGAGUAUAUUUCCAUGUAUGGAAUAAAAGGUUGGGCUGAGUGCCGAAAGAGGGCCAAUGGACCUAGCAACAACAACUAUACGGCCGAAAACCAUUGCGAGCACUGAGUAGCUCGUUAGUACUUCUGAGCAAAUGUGAUUAGCGAUAAUUCACGAUACUUCGCCUUUCGCUACUCUAUAACCAGGCUCAUGAAGAAAAUCUUCAGAUCGGUGAACGGAUUCCUGAAGGAGUUUUGUCUCCAUGAUUACCUUCAGCAACCAGCUCACAAGGGUCUGCAGACGAGAGGGUCAAAUCUCGAUACACACAAUCAGCUUAUCUAGCAAGGAAGAGGAAAUCCUAAGUCUUGGAUCUAAUUCUCUCAUCUGUAAUGCUUGUUGAAAUGUGUGAACGCUGAAAAUCCCCUCUAUGGUUCAUCAG
Messenger RNA from Marchantia polymorpha subsp. ruderalis, 1273 nucleotides. Lineage: Eukaryota; Viridiplantae; Streptophyta; Marchantiopsida; Marchantiales; Marchantiaceae. The record is from the annotation of a GenBank genome assembly.